Cyphellophora attinorum is the source of this 216-nucleotide messenger RNA. RefSeq lists its product as uncharacterized. The record is from RefSeq and is a predicted model, not a curated record. Lineage: Eukaryota; Fungi; Ascomycota; Eurotiomycetes; Chaetothyriales; Cyphellophoraceae. The transcript has 2 exons. Bases 1 to 216 code for a protein of 71 amino acids.
AUGUCUGCUCCUAACGCAGGUCGCCAAUCUCCUGAGCCAGAGACGCAAACCGGUGCUCAGCUGGGAGAUCAUCCCGCCCAGCCUGGUAGUGGAAAGGUCGACAACUCCAAGGACAAGAAUGAGGGCAAGGAGGAUCAACUCGCAGGUCUGGAGAGCAACCCCAAGCAUAUCCUUGAGGAUGAGUCGAAGACGAAGUCAGGUGCUACGUCGAAGUAG